Molecule: messenger RNA, 1365 nt
Organism: Aspergillus heteromorphus CBS 117.55
Lineage: Eukaryota; Fungi; Ascomycota; Eurotiomycetes; Eurotiales; Aspergillaceae
Product: glycoside hydrolase family 76 protein
Exons: 3
Coding region: 1-1365 (454 amino acids)
Biological process (GO): fungal-type cell wall biogenesis; carbohydrate catabolic process
Molecular function (GO): mannan endo-1,6-alpha-mannosidase activity
Source: RefSeq, a predicted model, not a curated record
AUGCAACCACCAUGGCAUCUCCUGUUCUUCCUCAUCGCCGCCGUCCAGGCCAUCGACUACGACCUCGACAACCCAGAAUCCAUCAAAAGCGCCUGCCAAUCCGUCGCCCAACAAAUGCUCACCCACUACACCGGCAACCUCCCAGGCGACAACCCCGGUAACCUGCCGGAUCCAUACUACUGGUGGGAAGCAGGCGCGAUGUUCAACGCACUAAUCGAAUACUGGUUCCUAACCGGCGACACCAGCUACAACAACCUCACCAUGCAAGGGCUAACCUGGCAAGCCGGGUCCUCGGGGACAUUCAUGCCGGCCAACCAAACGCGCACCGAAGGCAACGACGACCAAGGCUUCUGGGCAUUCGCCGCCAUGUCCGCCGCGGAGCGCAACUUCCCGGACCCUCCCUCCUCCUCCUCCGACAACUCACCCACACCCGGCUGGCUCGCCAUGGCGCAAGCGGUCUUCAACACGCAGGCCGCCCGCUGGGACGAUUCGACCUGCUCCGGCGGCCUGCGCUGGCAGAUCUUCACCUGGAACAACGGCUAUAACUACAAGAAUACCAUCUCGAACGGAUGCUUCUUUAAUCUCGCCGCCCGGUUGGCGAAAUAUACCGGUAAUCAGACGUAUGCGGAUUGGGCCACGAAGGUGUGGGAUUGGACCCGCGAGGUGGGGUUCAUGACGGAUGAGUAUCGGUUUUGGGAUGGCGCGGAUGAUCGGAAUGGCUGUGCGGAGUAUAAUCAUAUCGAGUGGACGUACAAUUCCGGGGUUUAUUUGUUGGGGGCGGCGGCGAUGUUUAAUUUUACCGAGUCACCGACAUGGAAGGCCCACACGCAGGGCAUCAUCAACGCGUCAUCGGUCUUCUUCGAAGACGACGUGAUGUACGAGCGCGCAUGCGAGCCGAUCAACACGUGCGAGGUCGACCAGCGGUCCUUCAAGGGGUACCUGGCGCGGUGGAUGGCGGCGACGACGCAGAUGGCGCCGUUCACGUUCGACACGAUCAUGCCGAAGCUGCGGGCGUCGGCGCAGGCGGCGGCGGCGACGUGCACGGGGGGCGCGAGGCAGUCGACGUGCGGGCUGGAGUGGACGAGUCGGAAGUGGGACGGGAUGGACGACGUGGGGAUUCAGAUGGCCGCCCUGGAGGUGCUGCAGUCGACGCUGAUCUCGCGGGUUGACCCCCCCGUCACGCAGGAUACCGGCGGCACCAGCCGGGGGAACCCCGGGGGAGGGGAUGCGUCGCCGCCGCCGCCCAAGGUGCCCGAGGGGUUGCGCAUUCGGAUCGAUACGGCCGAUCGAGCAGGGGCUGGGAUCCUGACGGCCGUGAUGUCGUUCGUGGUGAUUGGGUCCACGGGCUGGAUGGUCUACGAGUAG